Molecule: messenger RNA, 753 nt
Organism: Selaginella moellendorffii
Lineage: Eukaryota; Viridiplantae; Streptophyta; Lycopodiopsida; Selaginellales; Selaginellaceae
Product: pentatricopeptide repeat-containing protein At1g56690, mitochondrial-like
Exons: 3
Coding region: 1-753 (250 amino acids)
Molecular function (GO): protein binding
Source: RefSeq, a predicted model, not a curated record
AUGCUGUCUGCUUAUAACUUUAAUGGAAAUUUAGAAGAAGCUAAGUUAAUGCCACAGAAGAACCUGGUGACCUGGAAUGCCAUGCUGGCUGCAUAUACCUUGACCGGGCAUCUGGCCCAAGCGUCACCUAUUUUUGAGAAUAUGCCAGCUAGGAACGUAGUCUCUUGGAUCAGCAUUAUUGCCGCGUACGCGGCAUAUACCCAAAGAGGCAUUUGGACGAGGCUAAAAUACUUUGACAAAAUGGAGCGGUGGGAUAUCUACAAUGCUGACUGGAUAUUCCCAGAAUGGCUAUCUGGAACACGCAAGGAUGCCGGAACGAGGCCCAGUUUCAUGGACAGCUCUCUUGCAAUGUAUUCUCCCAACGGAAAACAUUCUAAGAACCUAGACUUAUUCAAAUCCAUGCAAGUUGACGGUGUUAAGAGUGUUCUAGCGGGAUCGAGCCAUGUUAGUGAUGUUCCUGUCAGAUGCUCGACUUUUCAAUCGCUCUGUCUGGAUUUCGAGAUGAUCCCGAGCAAGCAGAAGUAUGGAUGCAUGGCAGGAUUGUUCUGCCGAGCUGGGAGAAUCAGGGAUGCUCGAGAUCUCGUCUCGAGUGCUCCAUUUGUUCCAGACGAAGUAGACUGGAUAAGCUUGCUCGGGAAUCAGAAGAGUUUGCGAGAAAAAAUUGGUGUUCAAGCGGUGGAGCAAGCUCUGGCAUUGGAUUCAGACUUAACAGCGCCAUUUGUCUUGCUGUCACCACCUUUUAAAGCACUUUGA